Messenger RNA from Linnemannia hyalina, 11292 nucleotides. The record is from the annotation of a GenBank genome assembly. Lineage: Eukaryota; Fungi; Mortierellomycota; Mortierellomycetes; Mortierellales; Mortierellaceae.
AUGUCCUGGCUCCUCAAGAGCAAACGGCUCCAGUCGGCUGGCCAUGGAGCUAACACCAAUGGCACCAGCAACAACAGUACCAAUACCAACAACGGCAACAACACCGGCAGCAACGUCAACAGUAUUUAUAGCCUGGGCAGUAGCAACCUCAGCAACAGCAGCCUCAACAGCAGCACAACGACAGGCCUUGGUCAGCAGCAGUAUGGAGGCAACAGCAGUAACAUCAACCUCAGCACCACCUCCCUUUCCCUUCCUUUCUCUCAAAGCAACAUUAACACCAGCAGCAGCACCAUCAACCUUUUACAUACCAGCACCACCAACAACCAUAUCGACGCGGGCGAAGACAUGGUCCGGUCCUAUGCUGCUGCCAGUUCGCAGCUCGAAACUCAAAAGACUGCUUUCAUGCGCUGGGUCAACGUCCAGCUCUCCGCCAACAACCCCUCAUACGUGCCCAUGACAUCCAUCGAACGCGACCUUCGGGAUGGAAAGCGGCUGAUUGCCCUACUCGAGGCCGUCUCACAGGAACCCCUAAAGCCCGAGCGAGGCAACAUGCGCAUCCACCAGAUGGCAAACGUUUCCAAAGCACUGGCCUUUCUGGAAAAACGGACCGACGAAGGACUGGGCACUGUCGGGAAUGAGGACAUUGUGGACGGUAACGUCAAACUGACCCUAGGCCUCGUGUGGAUUAUCAUCUACCGCUUCCAAAUCCAACAAAUGGCCAAUACUGUCGCAGAGCUCUAUCCACUCCUCGCCACGGGAGAUGAUCUGGACACGGAGGAGGCACCGGCUCCCAAAGGCAAGAAGAAAGGCUCUUCUCACCAGGUCGAUGCCAAACAGGCCCUCUUGCGCUGGGUUCGCUAUCAACUGGAAGACUAUUCCGAUGUGAUUCCCCCAAUUCAGGAUUUCCAUCGCUCCUGGAGGACAGGUCUAGUUUUUACUGCACUCAUCCAUCGACACGACCCAGAGUUCCUACCAGAGUUCUAUUCGACCAUCUUGCCCUUGACCUUCGAGACAGCUGACGAGUGGCGGCGGACGCUCACCCGAGCCUUCGAGGUAGCAUACGAAUGUAUGAAGUUGCCACAGCUCCUUAGUCCAGAAGACUUGGUCGAGAUCGAAACACCGGAUGAGCGAUCCAUUAUGACCUACGUCUCUGAAUACUACAGCGUCAUGUCAAAAACACAAUCGGAGCAGGAUCCAGCCCUUGCGGAGGAGUUGCGGUCACGGCGGCGGCAAGCAAAGGACGAGCGGUUGGCUCUCGCAGGAGAAGAUCAGGAGGCACGGAGGCGUCGACUCCAGGAAGAACAAGAGCGCAAGCGUCGAGAAGAUGAAGAAGAACUGGAGCGCAUUCGACUUAAGCGGAUGGAAAUCGAAGGCUGGUCCAUUCGAGCCGCUGAGAGGGCCAAAGAGGAGGAAGAGGCCCUCCGGAAACGACGCGAAGAGGAGGAGGAACGACGGCUGCAACGACAACUCAGACGUGAGCAACGUGAACGUGAGAAGGACCUCUUGCGACGACAGUCUUUAUCGAUAUCCACCGGAGCGGACGGACAACUGCCCGCUGGAAUCAGGAACGAGGACGGUUCCUACUCAUAUCCAGGCCAUCUCAGCAACGACGACGACGACGACGACGAGGUCGUAAAGGAUCUUGGGGGCAACCAUGGUAUUAGCAUUGAAGGGGGUCUUCGGGUCGACUAUGUCAUUUCGGAUUCCGACCACGAGGACUCUGAUGUGGAACUGGAUGCGGAGCAGUCGCCGUCCACGGACAUCAAAGACCCAGAAGCACACAUGAGCCCCAUGGAUCUUGAACGGCGCCAGCAGGAGUUGAACGAAAAGUUGGCAGAAUUCCACAUGGGCAUUCUCGAGCUCUCCGAGUGGAUCAAACAGCAAGACAGGGAGUUUCCGCAUGCACCCAACACAAAAUCUCUACUGGACCGGUCUAAGGAUCUGGAGCCUCUGACGGAUGUCAUUAAGGCGAUCGAGGAGGAGCAGGCUGUCAAGGAGCACGUCAUGUCCCACCUCCACGACGUUCGAGAGGAGCUCCUCGAAUAUGAAAACCCGGAUUUGCCUCCUGAACAGAUCAGCGAGUUGGACAAGAAAUGGUGGGAACUGGAGACCAUCUGGACAGCGCUCACCAACAAAGUCGUCGAAACCAAGGACACUGCUGAGGAGGUGAAAUGGAUCAUCGAUUGCACCCAGGAGAUCGACCGCGUCAACGGCGAGAUUCUAAGGAUUGAGUCCCAGCUGGAGGCCUUUGCGGAGAAGCGAUCGCAGGAGACGCCACAGGACCGAUCCCAAAAGCCGAUUCUGGAGAAGCAGGAUGUCAGCCUCACGGCGAUUAGUUUCCUGCUCGAGUCAUACGUCGACUUCUUGACGGCUCUUAUGGACCCCAAGGUGCACCACUACGACGCUCCCGAACAUCUCACCGCCCGCAACAACGAACUCACGACUGUUCGGUUACCCCAUCUAGCCGUCAUCAUCGAGAAGGCCCAGCAGAACCUUUCGAACGAUCGUCUCCUACGACAUUUCUUGGAUUCGUUUGUCUUGUCCGAGGCUUGGAUCGGCGAGAGUGUCGUCUGGCUGGCUAACAUCGAAGUGCCCUCGUUUGUCUCUGAGGACGAAUGGAAGGGAUGGAAGGCCGUCAAGGAGUACAUGGCCCGCGACUUAACUCAGGACGCAGACCUAGAUUUUUUCAUGACAGAGCUCCAGGAACUCAAGGGUGAGCUUGAGGAGGAACAAGGCGAAGUCACGGCAUUCCGUCUGAGCGGGGUUGCCAAACUCGAUGAGCAGGUCGAGGCGGUCAAGAAGGCCGUUGCGGAUACGCAGGACGUCACAGCAGAAGGAACGACGAAAGCGGUCCAGGACCUGAUGCGCGGUGUCAUGAACAACUUAGAGAAGGUUGAGGAUCUGCUGCCCAAGGAAGCGACCCAUUGCGCUUACGCCACCCGUGUUUUGGAGUACCUUCUUACGGCGCGUUCGAUCCUUGAUGGUAUGGAAGAUACGAUGGACGCAAUCAAUGCCUGGGAGAUGCGGCAGCCUGAUGCAGAGGUUGAGGCAUUGGUGACUGGUGUCGAGGACGAGCUGGCCCAACUCGAGGCGACUUUUCAGCAACCACCAUUGGAAGGGCGGGGUCCUGAGGAACCGACAGUCCAGGCAGCUGUCCAGAAGCGCCAUUCCGGUCUAGUCUGCCUUGUCAAGGACCUGCGGGUGUGCUUCCACGAGAAGCAGGAGGCCAUUAAGGGGGAUCGACAGAUGAAGGAGUUCCUCGAGGUCACUCUUUCCUGCCAGGCUGCAUUGCAGGAUAUCAAGUCCAAGUUCAGCAAGAAGCCUACGUGGAUCGGAUUUGGUUUGGAGGACAAGACACCCCUGGACAUCUUCGCUGCCCAGGUUCAGGCCAUCGGUCAAUCCCUUGAAAAGUUCGAGUCGGUGGACUACCAGGCCUAUGAGGUCAUGGGAGCUCGAGUCACGGCCAUGGCCGCGACUUCUGGUGCCAGACAGGAUCCCGCCAUUGUCCAGUCUAAGCUUCGUGCCGUCAAAGCUCUGCUGGAAGAGGUCAAGAUUCUGAGGUCGGAUCGCGAGCGUGAUUCAGAGAUGAUGGCAGAGUGCCGGCAGUUGACAGAGUCCCUCUCAACGUUGCGUGCGGAUCUGGCUGCUCUUGAGACAGACUACUCGGCGUUGGAGCACCUGGAGCCGAACCAGCACGGCGAUCUGAUGGAGCUCGGCCACCGUUCCAGUGCUCUCAGCAAUCGGUUGGUCGCUUUGGAGCAAGAGUCCGUUUUUCCGAUUCUCGAGAAGGACAAGACUUGCGCUGGUCUCUUUGACGAUAUCAAGCGGAGUAAGGCCUCAAUUCAACAGACACAGGAACGUCUCCAGACCCGCCUGGGACUGAAGCAGCAAUGGGACACAGCUUGGAAUGCCUUCACCGACCGAGCAGUGUUUUUGCAGCAGUACCUCGAGACCUCCGAGAAGGACAUGCACGAGCGAGGAUAUGUCGGCAUGGACAGCUUUGCCGCCGACGAGCAGUUGUGGAAGAGGACCGCGGAUUCUGUUCGAGAAACUGCUGUCGCCAACACCGAGCACUUUACGAGCCUCGAGGAGUUCAAGACAGGCCGACUUCCCGAACUGGUUGCCCUGGCCAAGGCUUUGCAGCGGGUUGUGAACAAGGCUGGUGAUCUUCAUAAGUUCGAUGAGGCUCGCGUUGAGCAGCACCGCGAAUCAGAGCAGCUGCAGCAGAGCCUCAGAGAGCAUCUCGACCGCCUGUUUACCUUGAAUGACAAGGAAAAGCAUCAUUUGGAUAGUGUCCGCCAGCGUCUUCUCUGGGUUGACCAACUGGUCGAGUCCCAGUCCGAGGUCAAUGUUUUGGCCACCACAUGCAAAGAUGCCGUCAAUGGAUACACUGUCAUUCUGGAAGCAAGCAAGCAAGAUCUUGACACCUCAGGCUUGAACCACAAGGCUGCGGUGCAUCUGAAGGACCAGAUCCAGCACCUUGUCUCGAUCGCCGGUACCCAGAAGCAUCCACGCAUCAACGCCGCCCUGCGCACCUAUGCAGAUCUCAAAGAGCUUGCACCUUCUCACUCUGAGGCUUCAACAACGCCGGCAUCGACCCCACAAGAUGGCGCCCGCCGAAUGACACCCGAGGAAAAGCAAAUGCCAUCGCACCUGGAGAAUGAGCUCGCAUCCUUCCAGCAACAGUACACCCAAUUGGACCUUCAGCUCAACUAUGCAGGUCAAUUGGCCGACCAUGCUGCUCAGGUGGCCCAAUACCUUGAGAAAGCAGAUGGAUUGGACGGCGAGUUGCUUGCAAUGGCAUCAGAUCUUCAGGAGGACAUCGAGGCUUCGCACGACACAGUAGAGAAACUGGAGGCUAUCCGGAAUCUCCUCAGCGGUCUUCCCAAGGAACUCAAGUUGGUUGUGUCGAAUGGACCCAUGCCUACCAAGCAUGCUGCCGUAGAUGAGCAGCGCGACGGAUCUUCUCCCGACCAGUCAUCAUCGCAGGGUUACCUGACAGACUUGGAGUCUGUUCUCAAGCGACGACUCGAUCACACUUCAGACCUGAACAGGGCAUUGGAUCCCCUUUUGGCCGAGUACCAAGAACUUCUUCACUACCAGGACGGCCUUCGUGACCUUGUUGUCGAGUUGGAGGAUCAGCGCCCAUGGGUGGACGAGUCCAAUGAUAAGGUCCAGUCUAUUCGCGACCAAGUCGAGGAUUUGUCUUCCUCGUGGCCUGGCGAGAGCGGUUCUCGCUCCGGAGGAGCAGCCAGCCAAUUUUCAACCCAUGAGGCACAGCUGACUGAGCUCGAGCGUCUCAAGGCAGAGUUGGCCCAGGAGGCUGCACAUGUCGAGGACAAGAAGAAGGAGUUCCAGGCCGUCCAACAGAGGAUCCAGGAAGCUCUUGAGAGCGCAACCAUCCAUUCGAAAGUGCUUCAAAUAGAGUUGGAGGACUCUUUGGACACGCUCGAGAACGCCAUCGAGGAGUUGGAGACAGACAUCCGUCAUCGCUCAUACCAAGUUGACUGUCUUGAGAAGCGAGCGUUGUGGGAGCAGCAGUUGGCACACGCUAACAACUGGUGCCAGGACAUUGACCAGGCCAUGUCGCAGGUUGCGGUCGAUCAAGCACAGUGGACUAGAGAUGCUAACGAUUCUUCAGCCGAUGAACAUCUUCGACUUCAGCAGCUCCUUGAUGCUCGUGUGAGCGAGUUUGAGGCCCAGCUCAAGGCCUAUGAUGACGAGACCAAGCCUAAGGUUGACCAGGCAUGGACCACGUUGGGUGCUGCACUCGUGUUUGUUGGCCAAGCAAUCCCUAGCGACUUUGAGAACCGCCAAUCCGCCCUCGGUACAAAGCGUCAGGCUCUCCAGGACAAAGUUGCCUAUGUCGCCGAUGUUGUCAAGCAACGCAAGGCUCUCCAAGAGAUUACCACUCGACUCCAAGAACUUGCCCAGCAUCAAUCUGCUCUUGCCUCUGGUACCUCCGAUGCCAACGACAGCGAGCUCGAGAGCCCACUGUCGGUGGACCAGCGCGAGUCUCGUAUCAACGAGUUGGCUCAGGAACUCGAGUCCUACUUUGGCGCAUUGGAGUAUCCUGUUGACCGCUCCACCGACGAGGCCAAGGCCAGAUCCGAAGCUGCCAAUGCUGUCAUUCGUCAGCACAUCGACUCUUGCCGUGCCCAGGUCGAAGCAGCCCAAAAGACCCUUGAUCAGGUCCUCUACGAUCGUGAGUUCUCGAAGCGUCUCCAGGACCUCACCGCCACAGAGAUGAAGCAGAGCGAGGAGAUCCAGGACAAGACCGACAAUCUGGAGCGUGUCAACAACUUGUUGAACUGGGCCUAUGAGACGACCGAGAGAGUGGCUUGUCUGUACUCCAGCGCUGAUUCAGACAGCGUGAAUACGACCGCGAAGGGAGAUGACGAUGAUCAGUCACUUUCACCCUCACCCUCAACCGUUGCUGGCCUCUCUGAGUCUACUCCCACCUUGACUGCCCUGUCGGUGUCUGCGUCGACCACCUCCGUUGCGACGUUGAUGCCUUCAUCACCUACCGCUGGAUCUCUGAGCUCUAUUUCCAAGGCCGAGCACAAUUUGUCGGUCCAGGAACUUUCUCAACUCCCGAAGGCCACCCUCGAAGCAAUCUCUGCUCACGCUGAGUCUUUGCGUCAAGAGAUUGAAGAGAUGAUCGAGUACAAGCGGGAGGUCCAGGAUGAGGUUUUGGCUGUCGACACUGAGCAUUCUGCCUCGGCCGAGAGCGAUGCCGAGACUACUCCUGAGGCAUUGGCCAAGCAGGACAGUAUCCUCAACGCUAAGCUCGCCCAUCUCGACACCGACGCCUCCACAGCACAGCUUCGAGAGAUGGAGGCCAAGAUUGAUCAGAACAAGGACAGGAUAUCAGAGUUGAACCACGGUAUCGAGUCCAAGCUUGCCGAGUUUGACACCGCCACCGAGGCUAUGCUUCUCUCUCUGACAAAGAAGGCCGAGACUGUCGCUUUGGCCCUGAAGGAGCGUCAGCGCAUGGAUGAUGAGCUGGCUCGACAGCUGGAGGCCGAGCGUCUCCGCUUAGAGGCUGAGCGUCUCCGUGCACAACGCGCAUUGGAGAUGCAGGAGCUCGAACUGUCCACCGAUAGGUUCAUAGCCUGGUCCGAGACUCAGAGACAGGAGCUUCACGACCUCUGGGAGAACAAGGGUUACUUUGCCAAGAACAAGGAGCCAGUUGCCGCGUCAGAGUCGGAGACUGUGGAGGGCUUGGUCGCAUUCCUGGAGACCGAGACGAUUCGAUUUGGGCAGGAACUCUGCCUCCAAAAGAACGCAUACCAGGAACUCAAGGAACGUUUGGAGACUCCCCAGUGCUCCGCCGUCAACGGCACUGUCAGUGACGUCGAUGAGCAUGCCUCGGAGCGUCAGCGUCAUGCGGAGAGAAUCACAUCCGCGUGGUCGUCCCUCGAGAAGGAGUCAGAUGGUUACAACUCGAUCCUCAAGCCCAUGAAGGAUUGGUCCAGCCUGCGUAUCGCCAUUGCCCAGUUCGAGAAGGAAGGACUUGCAGCAUUGGAGAAGCGCGUCGAGGCCCUACGUUGGGUGCACUGGGAGGCCUUCCAGCUCGAGGAGAACUCACUUCUUGAGCUGAUGGCAGCCGUCGAGGAACAGGCACGCGAGCUUUCCACCUGUGCGGAGACGAUUAGGGCUGCCGCUACCGCCGACUUUGUCGAGCGACUUGAUGCCGACGCAGAUCAAAAGGCUAUUUUGGAGGCCAACAAGGUCUACUUCGAGAAGCGCAUGGAGUCGAUCCCUGCCCGCUUGGAGGCAGCCAAGGCCCAAAUGGAGAUGAUUCAUGAGACCUCCAAGGAGAUCGCCCUCCACGGCAAGUUCCACGCCGAUCUGGUCCGCAUCGAAACCGCGAUUGCUCAGCAGAUCGACGCCGUCAAGGUCCGUCUCGGAAGCCUGGAGCGUUCCAGUUGUUUUGCAUUGAACAGUCAAGCCCUGGAAGCUAUGGUUAUGGCGGCCAACGAGGUCUCGGUCGAUGGUCAGUACCAGUUCUCGGUCUUGCAGGAGGUCGAGUACCCAGCUUUGCAACAAACUGCCUUUGAUCUCGACAUGUUGGCUACCGCAGAGGAUACCGAUGCAGAGUCUAGGGAUCUGGAGGGCAACAGUUCUGCCGCUGCCAACAAGUCGGGUGUUGAAGAGUCGAUGGAGCGUAUCCGACAGGCUUUGAAGCAGUUGGAGGGUUACAUCGAGGAGGAUUGUUUCGAGACCCUGAUGGCCGCCAAGUUCUAUACCCACUCUAAAGCCACCGAGGAUAUCCGCCAGUGGAUCACUGCUUGCCGCGACUCGAUGGCACAGACCAACAGCCCCAAGAGCCGCGAGCCAGCUGAGCAGGAGACGCGCCAGCAGACUAGAGAGUGGAAGACCAAGCAUCUCGAGACACUGGAGAGAAAGUUGGAUUCCUUUGGAGCGACCAUUCAGCACUACGACGAGCUCUCUGGUGACUUUAUGUUGCUUCACCACCCUCAGUCGAGCACUUUGGACCUCAACGAUCCAACCGAAGGCGACAACAACCACCACAACAACAAUGGCAACAACCCGGCCUCGAUGCGUGUGAUCUUGCGCCAAACAGUUCAGGAGCGCACCAAGCGAACCCGCGAGGACUGGGAGCUUCUCAAGCAGGAGUUCCUUUCCAAUACCGCGGCACUGGAGGAACAGUCUUCGGGGGAGGAGGAUGGUGUCAUCAACGGAUCCGAGAAUGUUCGUCAAGGAUCUGUGAGCACCACCGGUGCGCCUAUUGUCAAGGCCAAGGCCCUGGGUCGAUUUGGCGCUGAGAUCUUGGACGACAUUUCAAGAGUCUCGCGCGAGAUCCAAGAGCUGUUUGAUCAUGGAGCCAACUCGAACCACGCGACUUUGUCCUUGGCGGUGGAGUCUGAUGGAGCACUGGUCAAGUCCAAGCAGGGUGAGCAGCGCUUGGAUAUGGUCGAGGCUUAUAUCCGCGAGGUUCUCAAAGGCAAGGUCCAGCGAUUCGACGCGAUGUUGGCAACUGUUAAUGCUCAGAACGAGCAAGAUCCCUCGUCUCCAUCGUCUCCAUCGACUCCCCAGGAUCCAUCGAGCCCCUCUGUCACUACUCCAACGACACCCCGCCAAACUCGCCACCAGGAGAGGAUGGUUGGCGUGGCGAUGCAGCGUGGUCUGAUUGCAGAGUCGAUGAGCCGAUUGGUCGACUCCUGUCAUCGUCAGCGCAAGGAAGUUGAGGAGCAUGUCCGUGUCCAGAACGCGAUGGACCUCAUCCACGAAGCCAGCCUGCUCUGUGACUCGAUGAUGAAGACAGUGCUCUCGGCCGACAGUCUUUUGCACCCAACAUCGUCGACUGGCCCCUCCCCCAACGUGUCACUGUACAACCUUUCAUCUGCCUCUGCAUCCUCGACAACGUCUCUUACUUCGAUCCAGGCUGCCCAGCCAAAGUCACCCACCGCCAGCUCUCGGGGCUCUAUUUCGACAUCAGGAGCAGCAACCUUGCCACGUUCCGCAUCCACUAGACAGCGUCGCGCCUCGCGCGUCAACAAUGUGCGCCGAUCGUUCUCGCUCUCGGUGUUGAGUGAAGAGGAGGUUCAUCAGUGGGAGGCCGAUUACCGCAAUCUGAUGGACAAGUUUGAUGGAUACACCCAUGAUAUUGAGCAGCGUCUGGAUUCGAUCUCGGCCAUGGCUGACCGUUUGAACGACUGGAGAUUGGACGAGAACUACGGAGUCGCAACAGAACACUGGCAGCGGGUCAAGAAGUCUGCUCUCGCCAAGAAGCAGGAGCUCGACCGUAUCUGGACUUUGAGGGGCGGACAGCCAGUCAGCGGAGAUUCCAGUAACGGCGGCGUUCAUCCCUUGGGAGGCUCGCCUUCGUCGACCAGUCGCCCCAGUUUGACCUUGACCACGGCUUCCAACAGCCGUGUCAAAGCCAUCUUGGGCUCGCCAGUGGAUUCAUCCAUCAUGUCCAUGCCAAGGAAGAAGCGGUUCUCAACCGGCAACAUCAUGAGUCGCAGCACCUUUGUGCAUCCUUCACCUACGCCCAGCAUGACUACAACGCCAACCUUCAGUGGACCCAGCCACGCGGCUGGACGAUCAAACCGGACGGCUGGCCGUGUUCGUUCCGGUACCGCGCCUGGUAUCACCAUUUCUGGCUACAACAGCAGCAGCAGUCAGUUGGACGUGACGACGGCAACCAACAAGAAGUUUGCCAACAUCACUGCUCCCAACCUCCACGCCAUGUCGCCGACCUUGUCUCAGGAAGCCAAGAGACGUGCCCCUAUGAGCCGCAAGAACGACUCGACUUCAUCGGUUUCUUCGCUUUUGCAUGUUCAGGAUGGAGCCGCAACUUCGGCAGCACCACCGGGAGCCACGACGUCGCCCAAGCAACGAACGAUUUACAAGCCCGACAUGAGUAACGCUCUGGAUGUGGAGGUUGCUCGAGUUGUCAACGCCAGCGGGUUCACGAUGAAGGUCCAGAAGCUCAAGGAUGGUCACAGCCCGAACCUCUCGGCAGUUGGUGCAUCAGGCAACAAUGGAACGACAGGCUCGCUGAGCCGCCACCGAUCGGACUCGACCUCGAGUCUUGUGUUGAGUGGUUUGUCUGACAGUGGUGGUCUCGAUGGUGCAAGUGGCAAGGAUAGCAGUACCAACAGCAGUCCUCGUGUCGUGAAGACGGUCCGAGGACAGGGUGGCCGCUUGAGUGUGAGCACUGGUGGAUCGCCUUCGGAUGCCAGCAAGAAUGGAGAGGUUGGGCGGUAUGUCUUUGGAGACGUUGAGCCCAAAGUCUGCUACUGCCGUAUCCUUCGCAGUCGCAAGGUCAUGGUCCGCGUCGGAGGUGGAUGGUCUGAGCUUUCGAAGUUCAUGGAAGAUCAUGCCUCGUUAGAGCAGCGCAAGUCUAAGGCGCGUCUCCUGUCAGCUUCUAACUCUUCGGUCUCAGUGGUAUCUCAUUUCGGUGGCUCUGUCACAGUUCUCAGUGGAUCUGAGGCGUCCAGUCGACGACCCCUUCACGGCCUACCCGAUGCAGGAGGAUCCUCUGAUAGUCUCUCGGAUAUGAGCGGUGGAGGUGGCGACGUGGAUGGCGAUCGACUGUCGGUAUCUGGAGGCGGUGGCCGUGGCUUCGCAAGAAGCACGGCUAGCAGUCGACAGUCUGACAGGAGCCGGAGUGCGAGCAGAUCUCGAGGAGGAGAGGAUGGGACACCACGGCGGAAUAAGAAGGAGUUGGUGUACCAUGUCCGCCCAAGCGAUGAUCUGUCUCUGAAGGCGAUCAAGUUUGUCAAGGGUGGCGCCGGUGAAGGAUUGGUCGCCAUCUAA